Molecule: messenger RNA, 1858 nt
Organism: Bufo bufo (common toad)
Lineage: Eukaryota; Metazoa; Chordata; Amphibia; Anura; Bufonidae
Gene: LCTL
Product: lactase like
Exons: 14
Coding region: 118-1824 (568 amino acids)
Biological process (GO): carbohydrate metabolic process
Molecular function (GO): beta-glucosidase activity
Source: RefSeq, a predicted model, not a curated record
CUCAGGUGGAAACACGUCAAGAAUACAGUCUAACCUCAUGGACAUCAAUAAGAAACGGAAUAACCAAAAAGUGUGCUGUUGAAGAGAUUGUGAGCUGACCAUUACAUCUGCCAUAGAAUGAAGUUUCCAGUCAUCUGUGUGGCUCAGCUGCUGCUCCUGGCACUGUUUAGCUGGGGCGAGGAGGAAUUUCAGUGGACACAGACUGAUCGGGGAUCCUUUUAUUACAGCACUUUCCCACCCACUUUCACAUGGGGAGUGGGCAGCUCUGCAUACCAAACUGAAGGUGCCUGGGACAAGGAUGGAAAAGGACAGAGUAUUUGGGAUGUGUUCACCCAUAAAAAGGGAAGAACGUUCAGGAACCAGACUGCAGAUUCCUCAUGUGAUGGGUAUUAUAAAGUCAAGGAGGACAUAGAAUUGCUAAAGGAACUGAAAGUUUCUCAUUACCGUCUUUCUAUUUCUUGGCCUCGUUUAAUUCCUACUGGCAUUAAAGCUGAAAGUGUUAAUGAGAAGGGAAUAAAAUACUACAGUGAUUUAAUGAAUGUUCUUCUGGGAAAUAACAUCACACCAGUCGUCACCUUAUAUCACUGGGACUUGCCACAGCCCCUACAGGAGAAGUUUGGGGGCUGGCAGAACAUCACCAUGAUCACUUACUUUAAUGAUUAUGCCAACUUGUGCUUUGAGAAAUUUGGUGACCGAGUGAAACACUGGAUCACAUUCAACAAUCCCUGGUCAGUCGCUGUUGAAGGAUAUGAGACCGGAGAACAUGCACCAGGCAUGAAGCUAAGAGGCACUGGAGUAUAUAAGGCUGCCCACCACAUCAUUAAGGCACAUGCCAAAGUAUGGCACAGUUAUAACAAGCACUGGCGCAGCAGACAGAAAGGAUUUAUAGGGAUCUCGCUGACUACAGAGUGGGGAGAACCAGUGGACAUCUCUAGCCAGAAGGACAUUGAGGCUGCAGAAAGAUUUGUGCAAUUUAAUUUUGGAUGGUUUGCAAAUCCUCUUUACAAUGGAGAUUACCCACAGAUCAUGAAAGAAUAUAUAGGUCAGAAGAGCGCACAGCAGGGUCUGGGGUUGUCAAGGCUUCCUAUCUUUACCUCUCAAGAAAAGGCUUUCAUUAAAGGUACAAGUGACUUUCUUGGGGUAGGUCACUUUACUACCAGAUAUAUCACAAGCAGAAACUUCCCAUCCACACAGGGGCCAAGUUACUUCACAGAUCGAGACCUGUCAGAGCUGGUAGACCCCAGGUGGCCUGAGCCAGAGUCAAAGUGGCUGUAUUCUGUCCCAUGGGGCUUCCGGAGACUGCUCAAUUUUAUAAAGACCCAGUAUGGAAACCCAAUGGUGAUAGUAACAGAAAAUGGAGUAUCAGAGAAAAUGCAGUGUGCCGAGCUGUGCGAUGAAUGGAGAAUACAGUACCUCAAAGGUUACAUCAACGAGAUGUUGAAAGCUAUAAAGGAUGGCGUUCACAUCCAGGGGUACACAGCUUGGUCACUACUUGAUAAGUUUGAGUGGGAUGAAGGAUUCUCAGAGAGAUUUGGACUGUAUUAUGUUGAAUUCGAGAGCAAAAGCAAACCACGUUAUCCAAAGGCAUCUGUACAGUUCUAUAAAAAAAUCAUUCGAGCCAAUGGAUUCCCAAAUCUCAGAGAGGUGGAAAACUGGCACCGUAUAUCUACUGAGACAUGUUCUACUACCAACCAACUCCUAGCUGCAGACCCACUGAUCACCCACAUGGAGAUGGUGACUGAGAUCGUGGUGCCUACAGUUUUCACAUUGUGUAUUCUCAUCAGCGCUGUGCUUUUGAUGAUCCUUUUGCGCAGAAAGCAAUAGGACUAAGAACGUGGUACACCGAUAAAAUCACCAU